CACAUUAAUGUUCCCCCACUGCGCCAGCCUAAACAGCUCACCAUAUUUGUGAAGAUCCAAACAUCAAAUUGGAAUUUCAUCAGGCUUGUUCGACAGUCACGUCACGUCAAAAUAAAAUACCGUGACAUGAAAGCCGAAUGUCGAACUUCCGGCAUCCAAUAUUGAAAUCCAAGUAUGCCUCGCCGUCGACCGUCAUCUGGUAAGAGUAAUUCUCGCUCGAAGGCACGGCCAGUGGAUCGCAAGGAUGGUAAAAUAAAACGGUGGAAUAAGGCUUCUGAUAUUGAGUUAGACGAAGAGGACCAAUUCCAUGCGUCCAGGGAUAAAAUUCUUUUGGAUGAAGAUGGAGAUGUCGAGGAUGAAGACGGGGAUGAAGACGAAGUGUUUGCUCUUGAAGGGGUAUCAGACGAGGAUUCAGAGGAAGCUGAAGGAGACGAGGACGAGGACGGACUUGCGCAUGCUGAAGAUGACGACGACGAAGAAGAUGCAGUUGUCACCAGGAGAAAAACCAAGUUGAGGAAGGCCUCAUCUCCAGAUACCGGAUCUGAGGAUGAGUCCUGGGGCCGAAGCAAGUCAGCGUAUUACUCCUCUAAUGCCGCCCAGAUUGACUCAGGAGACGAGGAGGCAAAUGAACUAGAGGAACAGGAAGCACGUAAACUUCAGCUGAAGGCUCGGGACGCUAUUGACGAGGGCGAUUUUGGAUUGGGUGAAGGUCUCGAACCAGCAUCCGAUGCUGAGGUUGAAGAUUCAUUAGAGGAACAAUCACGGCCCCUAAUCGACGCAUCCUCAAAUGACAAGACGACCAUCUUGCAGCACCUGGAAAGAGAAAAUCCAGAGGCUCUUGCCUUGGCCCGUGACUGGGAUGAUACGGCCCGUAAUCUCAUCGAAAUACAAGCAAAAAUCGCCGCAACAUCGGAGAAAGAAACCGACGGAAUUGAACUCGGGCUUCUGCACGUAUACUACCAGGCUCUCCUGACCUAUGCCACUACCCUCGCAUUUUAUCUUCACCUUCGCUCCUCGAAUAAAUACGCAGGUCGUCCUCUACUCCUGAGACAGCACCCUGUCCUAAAUCGCUUGCUCACUCUCAAACAAUCACUCAUCAUGUUAGAAAAUUUGGGCGUUGGCACUGAUCCGCAGGAAGAAGAAGACGAAGAAGAAGACGAAGACGCAUACGACGAACCAGGAUCUGACUUGUGGAGCAUUCUAAUGGCGAAGGGUCUCGAAUCUAACGAACUUACAGAUUUAUUGAUGGACGCCGAGAAAAAACCCGGAAAGGCGUCCAAGAAAGAGACGAUCGAAGCUAACCCUUCCAAGAAAAAACGCAAGACUUCCGAUGAUAAAAAUGGACAGCCAAUCUUCGACCUUGUCGAGCCAGACUUUGAGGCAGCCUCGACUUCCGCAAAGAAGAAGCGUUCGGCUCCCGCUGACACCGGUAGCACAGACGCAUUUGGUGAAUCCACGUUCCUACAACACGCUGACGCCACGGACAAACAGGCACGCAAGAAGAGCUUGCGUUUCCAUGUGUCACGGAUUGAAAGCGCUACUGCACGGCGUCAGAACGCUCGUAUCAAUGCGGUGGGCGGUGAUGAUGACAUUCCUUACCGCGAACGAAGGAAAGAAAAGGAACAGAGAAUGGAGAAAGAGCGGCAGCGCAAGGCCGGAACAUUGGGGAUGGGCGGAGAUGACCUGGAUGGUGUGGAUCCCGAAAUUACUGAUGCAAGCAACCGCGGCAAAAAGAGACGGAGAGAUGUUGAUGUUGAGGACGAUGAUGAUAGCGACACGGCUGCAGCACAUGGCUAUUACGAGCUCGUAAAACGACAAGCCGCGGACAUGAAGAGCAAGAAAAAGACGGACUAUGAGGAGGUUCGGGCGGCCGAGCGACUCGUCUCUGAUCAACAUGAUGAGACAUCUGGCCCGCGCUCGGUCACGCGAGCCAUCAUGAAAAAUAAGGGACUAACGCCGCACAGGUCAAAGAGUGUACGCAAUCCCCGUGUUAAAAAACGCCAAAAAUACGAGCAAGCCAAAAAGAGGGUGUCAUCACAACGUGCUGUUUACAAAGGUGGUAUUGGCGAUGCCUCGAAAUAUACAGGCGAGCAGUCUGGUAUAUCCAAAGUUAUCAAGAGCGUCCGCCUGGGAUAAAGGGUAUCACUAUCUGGAAUAUAUCCUGCUACAGUACAUCGUACUAUUUAGACAACAUGGCGAAACCAAAUGGGAGGCUCGAAUAACUACAUAAUCGAAAAUGUGAGUCCAUGGAUGCAGAAAGGGCUGGGAGGGGAGUA
Suillus fuscotomentosus is the source of this 2276-nucleotide messenger RNA. Its product is annotated as Sas10 C-terminal domain-containing protein. Bases 175 to 2136 code for a protein of 653 amino acids. Gene Ontology annotation, biological process: maturation of SSU-rRNA from tricistronic rRNA transcript (SSU-rRNA, 5.8S rRNA, LSU-rRNA). The record is from RefSeq and is a predicted model, not a curated record. The transcript has 6 exons. NCBI's taxonomy places the organism in Eukaryota, Fungi, Basidiomycota, Agaricomycetes, Boletales, Suillaceae. Gene Ontology annotation, cellular component: small-subunit processome; nucleolus.